AUGAGUAUGACCACCGUGCAACUAUCGCUGUUAAUCGCACUGAUUAUCAUAGGAGCAACAUCUCCGGCGCCUGUCAAGAACAAAAUCACGCUAGAACUUGACAUUUUUGAGCAGCCUCCAAGGAGAAUUGAAAUUGUUCCGUCCACUGAGAUUUCUGGUGGCAACAAUUACGCAGUAAAGGCGAGUUCCAGACACACUCACAUUAUUGGAGAUGUCAGGGACGGAGAUGAGAUCAUUGUCUCCGGGGAGUCAGAUGCUGUGAGUAGAUACGUUUUUGUUCUGGUAAAUAUGGAAAAUACAAAAUACGUCCGAGUAAUGACCAAAAGAAGAGGUAAGAGGAUUACCCUGUCCAGGGCUAUUGAGGAGUUUAUAAAGGGACCAGGGGAUCUUUCAUACAGGAGGCUCUCUAGAGUACUGCUCGAUUUGGACAUUCUAAUUCAGGACAACACUCGUUACUUUAAUGUUGAGGCGUUAAUUCCACCGGAUGACUAUGAAGAGAAUUUGCAGAGCACAUCGACCACUCCACUACUCCUUCCUACGCAUUACUCAAUUAGACCGGAAUAUCGCCUGAAUAUCACCAUUGGCAGAGUUAGGUAUGGCAAACACACUUUGGAGGAUAGAAUCGGAGGCUUGAUAGAGAGGACUGUCGUUUGGGGAGGGAGAGUCGGCGAUCCUACAAUCACCAUUACAUCAAUUUAUACCAACGGGUACAAAGUAAAGAGCACUUACCUGCUUACAAGUCAUGGGAAUAGCCAAUUCCACUGCUAUGAUGAGAGGAGAGAGUUUGUCAACUCACGACUGUAA
Molecule: messenger RNA, 804 nt
Organism: Theileria equi strain WA
Lineage: Eukaryota; Apicomplexa; Aconoidasida; Piroplasmida; Theileriidae
Product: signal peptide containing protein
Exons: 1
Coding region: 1-804 (267 amino acids)
Source: RefSeq, a predicted model, not a curated record